This is a messenger RNA of Culex quinquefasciatus (southern house mosquito), 1113 nucleotides long. RefSeq lists its product as uncharacterized. The transcript is spliced from 2 exons. NCBI's taxonomy places the organism in Eukaryota, Metazoa, Arthropoda, Insecta, Diptera, Culicidae. The record is from RefSeq and is a predicted model, not a curated record. The coding region runs from base 755 to 1060 and encodes 101 amino acids.
AAAAAAAAUCGAAUGACCGAAAUCCUAGAGAACUGCUCACUUGUUCCUUUUCGAAGAAUCAUCUUUGCGAUUAAUUUUACGUAGUAGGCCUGGCCGCUUUAUGAAUUGUAAUUUUCGGAGCUAUUUCAUUUUGUUUUUCAAUCAAUCGACCUGCUAAACUAUCCUGAAACUUUGGUAAAAUCCGUACGACCGGUCCUGCGAAUCACUGGUGGCCGCAUCCGGAACCGUGUCGGUCAGAAAACAGCACUAGUUCGACGAGAAGAGCGCAGCUUUUGCGGUGAAGCUGAAAGCCGCAACCGACGAGAACGUGGCACGAUACAAAUUAGCGCUGAAACAGCAGAAAACGGUCUUCAAUACGUGUCGGGACGCCGGCAGCAGAUUCUUUCUCAUGGACAAAGGCGAGAGGUUGAAUAGGUGGCAACAGUUCUUCAACGAGCACCUCAUGGGCGAUUCAGUGGCUUUGAAGCUGACCAAAACUUCCCGGCACCUGAUCUGGAGACAGUCAAAAGGGAGGUCAGGCAGCUGAAGAACAACAGGACCGCUGGCGAAGAUCGGUUACCCGGAGAACUCUUCAAAUAUGGUAGAGAGCAGUUGGGUAGGUCAAUCCACUUGGUGAUUUCGAAGGUCCGGAUGGAGGAAAGGCUUCGUGCCGCGAGCCGACGUGUACAGGGACAACCUGAUCGUAAACAAAAGCGAAGUGUUGGACAGGUGAAAGCAGUACUUCAACGAGCAACUCAACGGCGAUGAAGCGAACAUGGACGGCGUUGGAGUCAACCUUGGAGCGCCCGCAGCUGAUGAACAGUUCCCAGCACCUGAUCUGGAGAUGGUGAAGAGGGAGAUCAGGAAGCUGAAGAACAACAUAGUUACCGGCAAGGAUGGGUUACCCGGUAAGCUCUUCAAAUAUGGGGGAGAGAAACUGGCGAGGGUGCUUCACUGUGUGAUUUCAAAGAUCUGGGAGGUCGAGAAGCUACCGGAGGAAUGGAUGGAUGGUGUCGUGUGUUCCAUCUACAAAAAAGCCGAUAAGCUAGACUGCGGAAACUACCGCGGCAAUCAGGGCUGAGCUGUAGGUUAGUCGAGGUUAGUCGUCGACUAACAAGUUCUUUAACAAAAAUG